Molecule: messenger RNA, 750 nt
Organism: Colletotrichum truncatum
Lineage: Eukaryota; Fungi; Ascomycota; Sordariomycetes; Glomerellales; Glomerellaceae
Product: kinetochore protein
Cellular component (GO): Mis6-Sim4 complex
Source: RefSeq, a predicted model, not a curated record
AUGUCUUCAGAUCCAGCCGCCCCGCCAACAAUAAUAGCCCAGAAGCAAGCCUUUCUUACCAACCAGACUCGUCUGCUUUCGCAGCCCUUACAUCCGUCCAAGGCCUGGCUCGUCGCAAAUGAGACCUCGGAAUCCCCAGUUACUGACCCGGUUAUUGAGCAUGUCGUCGCCCGUUUAAACCAUAUUGUCACCCAGCACUCUCGACGUGCCUAUUCCCAUCAGGCAAGCCGUCAUGUUGCUGAACAGAUUGACGCCCUUUACCUAUCACAUCCGACAACCAUUCAGAAAGACGAGCCUUCUGAAGGUCUCUCCGUCUCUUUGGACUUGACCGACGAUGCUGCCGUGAAGUCGCUUCCCGCAACAUGGCCGGCUGAAGAGAUUUCAACUAGGUAUCCCAUGGAAGCGAGGCGGUAUUCUGAGCAGCUUGAGCGUCUUAAAUCGCUCGCUGAGAAGAGACAGCAGGUAAAAGACCGUAUUGAUCGGCUCCGGCACAUGAAAACUCUGCUGGACCAUUUUCGCUCAGACGAGUCCGGUGCAGGCGUCCAGGAGAACCUCGUCACCCGCGGCGGCGAUGUCGAAAGGGAAAUGGAAAAGAUGCGCGUCUUGCUGGCCCGCGUGGGAGGCCGCGUCAACCUCCUGCCGGAGUCUACUGAGUCCGGAAGUCUCUUCAGGGAGGAAGACUCCCUCGUUGUUGAGCCUGUGUUCACGGGGGAGAAGCGGAAACUCGACGACCUACUAGACAGGUUUUGA